AUGUCCAGCGAUACCCAUCUGAAGAUCUCCGAUGAAGAUUUGGGAAGAGUUAUGGGAAUCAGUCGCUACCUUAACCUUUCGUUCACGGAAAAACAACUUCGUGCAAUUGUUGAGGCGAUAGACGCUGGAGCGAAUCCCACGGCACUGGUUGAGUGGCUGCGACAAGUCGAAAAAUCAAAAAGAGAAACUACCUCAGAGUCUCAGCCAACAGUUUGA
Molecule: messenger RNA, 216 nt
Organism: Necator americanus (New World hookworm)
Lineage: Eukaryota; Metazoa; Nematoda; Chromadorea; Rhabditida; Ancylostomatidae
Exons: 3
Coding region: 1-216 (71 amino acids)
Source: RefSeq, a predicted model, not a curated record